CUGUCUCCCGGGAAACCGGCACGGCGAGGCGGGCCAGGGCUCCCGACGGCCCGGGCGCCGCGCCGGUUCUCGUGCGGACCUGCCCGCACCUCGCCGUUUGACCACCCCCGCCCCACCCUCCGCCCCCAGCUGAGACCCCGCCCAGAAGAGGCGCCCCCUUUCAGGGCACCGGGCCCUCGCUUAGCUCCGGGGCUUUUUGCAGACGCCCGGGCCCAGGCCAGCUGCACCUGGGCUGCUCCCGCCCGGGGCGCCACCAAGAGAACUUUCCCUGGAGCCCGGCGCGCCCAGGGCACAACCCCGCCCCCCCGCCGCGGCGCCUGCCUGCAAGUCCUACGACUCCCUGCUUCUCUGAAUCUCCUGGAAAAGCAGCACUCGCCGCCGCUGCUGGGCAUUCUCGGAGGGAGAGCUUGAACUUGGCCACACACAGCGCCCGGUGAUGAGCUCGGGGGUCCCCAGACGGGAGCCGCGCCCCGCGAUGAGCUGACCUCCGCUCGCCGGUCUCGGUAAAGAGCCCGCUGCCCUUUCCGACCCUCCUCGGACUUCUCGGGGUCCGCGGGCUGGGUAGCAGACUGAGUGACGACCCUCGUCACUGCCUCUGCGGUGGGGCUGCGACGUCGUGGGCACCCCUGACACAAAGGAACAGCCGAGCGCUCCCGAUUCGGACCCGACCGGGGGGGCUGCGGGGUGGGGUCGGAGCUGGAGUGCGCGCCCGCUAGGGACUCCCGGGGCGUCGCGGCCGCGCUCCGGUGGGCGCGGGUGGAGGGGGCUGCGGAGCUCUCGGGGCUUACAAGGGCGGGGAGGGCCUCGAGCUCUCGUCCCUCCCUUUUCUUGCCCCUUGCCCCCUUUGCCAGGCGACUUUCGUCGUCCCCAGGACUGCGGAAGGGGCCGCGGCGCCCCCGCCUUCGGAGGAGCCGGAGCCGCAGGAUGCGCGGGGACGCGCCGCCGCCCUCCGCGCCCAGUUCCGCCGGCACUUCCCCGGCCGCUCCCGGGCGCUGACUCUCCCGGCUUCUCCGCCCUCCUUAGCUCCCGCCCGCGCGGCCCUGGCCCCGCCGGGAACUGCUCCUCACGCCCUAGCCGCGGCGGGGACAAUGAAUUAAUGCCUCUCGCUUGAGGGGAGGGGACGGCUCAGCGCCUGGGUCGCCGUUUUCUCGCCUGGCUGGAGACGCCACAGCCGACAUGGGCUGUUUCUGCGCUGUUCCGGAAGAAUUUUACUGCGAAGUUUUGCUCCUGGAUGAAUCCAAGUUAACCCUUACCUCCCAGCAGCAGGGCAUCAAGAAGUCAACGAAGGGUUCCGUUGUCCUUGACCACGUGUUCCGUCACAUAAACCUUGUGGAGAUAGAUUAUUUUGGGCUGCGCUACUGUGAUAGAAGCCAUCAGACGUAUUGGCUGGAUCCUGCAAAAACCCUUGCUGAACACAAAGAACUGAUUAACACUGGACCUCCGUAUACUUUGUAUUUUGGUAUUAAAUUCUAUGCCGAAGAUCCAUGUAAUCUUAAAGAAGAAAUAACCAGAUAUCAGUUUUUCUUGCAGGUGAAGCAAGAUGUCCUUCAGGGCCGGCUGCCCUGCCCUGUCAACGUGGCUGCUCAGCUGGGAGCAUAUGCCAUCCAGUCUGAACUUGGAGAUUAUGACCCGUAUAAGCAUACUGCGGGAUAUGUGUCAGAGUACCGGUUUGUUCCUGAUCAGAAGGAAGAACUCGAAGAAGCCAUAGAAAGGAUUCAUAAAACUUUAAUGGGUCAGGCUCCUUCUGAAGCGGAACUGAAUUACUUGAGGACUGCCAAGUCCCUGGAGAUGUAUGGCGUUGACCUCCAUCCCGUCUAUGGAGAAAACAAAUCUGAGUAUUUCUUGGGACUAACUCCAGUUGGUGUAGUUGUCUACAAGAAUAAAAAGCAAGUGGGGAAGUAUUUCUGGCCUCGAAUUACAAAGGUUCACUUCAAGGAGACACAGUUUGAACUCAGAGUACUGGGAAAAGAUUGCAAUGAAACCUCAUUCUUUUUUGAAGCUCGAAGUAAAACUGCCUGCAAGCAUCUUUGGAAGUGCAGUGUAGAACAUCAUACAUUUUUUAGAAUGCCAGAAAAUGAAUCAAAUUCAUUGUCAAGAAGACUCAGCAAGUUUGGAUCCAUGAGUUAUAAGCACCGGUAUAGUGGCAGGACGGCAUUACAAAUGAGUCGAGAUCUUUCUAUUCAACUUCCCCGGCCAGAUCAGAAUGUGGCAAGAAGUCGAAGCAAGACUUACCCUAAGAGAAUAGCACAAACACAGCCAGCUGGAUCAAACAGCAUAAAUCGGGUAACUGUGAAUGUGGAAAAUGGAGAAAAUGAAGGAACAACUAAAAUUAUUGCACCUUCACCAAUAAAAAGCUUUAAGAAAGCAAAGAAUGAAAACAGCCCUGAUACCCAAAGAAGCAAAUCUCACGCACCGUGGGAAGAAAAUGGCCCCCAGAGUGGACUCUACAACUCUCCCAAUGACCGCACGAAAUCCCCAAAAUUCCCCUACACGCGCCGCCGGAACCCCUCCUGUGGGAGCGACAAUGACUCUGUGCAGCCAACGAGGAGAAGGAAAGCCCAUAAUAGUGGUGAAGACUCGGAUCUAAAGCAAAGGAGGAGGUCGCGCUCACGCUGUAACACAAGCAGCGGUAGUGAAUCAGAAAACUCUAACAGAGAACACCGGAAAAAGAGAAACAGAAUACGGCAGGAGAAUGAUAUGGUUGAUUCAGCGCCUCAGUGGGAAGCCGUAUUAAGGAGACAAAAGGAAAAAAACCAGGCGGACUCCAACAACAGACGAUCCAGACACAGAUCUCGCUCAAAGGAACUUGUGGAUCCAUCUGGAUUGUCAGAAGAACAAUUAAAAGAGAUUCCGUACACUAAGAUAGAGACUCAAGGUGACCCAAUCCGCAUCAGGCAUUCUCAUUCGCCACGAAGUUACCGCCAGUAUCGCAGGUCCCAGUGUUCAGAUGGGGAGCGAUCCGUUCUCUCGGAAGUGAAUUCAAAAACAGAUCUCGUUCCUCCACUUCCCGUGACCCGUUCUUCCGACGCUCAGGGUUCUGGUGGCUCCACCGUUCAUCAGAGAAGAAAUGGGUCUAAAGAUAGCCUGAUUGAAGAAAAAUCUCAGACAUCUACAAGCAGUCUGGCUGGAAAACACACAGCAAAAACCAUAAAAACCAUCCAAGCUUCACGCCUGAAGAUAGAGACUUGAUUCCAGUGAAGACAGGCUUGGGACAGGCGAAGGGAAGGGUGUGUGUGCCACCUUUACUUUGAAACUGUGAAUUACAACUACUCAGAUACCUUGGACCUGCAGAAGUUUCUUCAAAAGAAAACACUGAGUCUGUUGCUUCUUUUUAAGGUUUGACUGCAGCAUAUUUGUGCCGAAGGGCCUUUUGAUUUGGUAACUGGAAGGAUAGUGGUCUUGUAAAAACUCCUUCACUUGAUGCCAUAUUUUCUUUCCUGGAAACCCCAAGUAUCUUGUGUCCACCACAACCAAGACCAGAUGCUUCUGAUCAAAGUUCUGGAAUCCUCGUCUGCAGCUGGCUAGCUGUGCAAUAGUACACCGAAGGGGAUGAAAACGUUCUUCCCAAUCCUGGGUGGAUCUCAGACUGCACAGAUGUGUGAAGACUGAGGCUUGCCUUUCAGACUGCAGAUAUUUUUAUUCAUAUAAAUAGGAUCUUUGUUAAUACUGUAUUUUGUGGCAUUAAGUUCCACUUGUUAUUUACUAAUGUAAAAAAGUUUUUGUUUGUAAGUGUUGCUUUUAAUUUCUAGUGUCCUUGUCUUGUGCUUUCAGAGAAAAAAAAGCUGUCUGUGGGUUUCAGUUGACCUCAGCUUAUAAAUUCAUGACCCUCAACCUCAAAUGGUCCCUCCACCCUGCUUGGCUAUGUACUUCUCCCCUAUUUCAGACCUUUCCUCUCUGCUGAUGACUUUGCAAUCUACUUAAAAGGGAAAACAGAAACACUCAUGCGGGGUAUCUUUUAUCUUCCCCUUACCAAACCUCUCCUCGGCUGCCAUCAACACUCAUCCUUUCCUCCUCCCCCUCCACCUGUACUUCGGAGCCUAGCUCCUUCAGCCUCCCUGCCCCUGCUCUCUCCUGUAUUAAUAUAUUCAACCUCUUCCUCCCAGCUAGAUCCUUGCCACUUGGUUUUAAACUUUUAAGACUACCAUCUAAAAUAAACCAACCAACUUUCACAACCAUAAAUCCCUCUCCAGCUACCAUUUCUCUCUCCAAUUCUAAAUUUCUUGGAAGGAUUAUCUGUAGCCGGUGUCCUCAGUUCAUCUAUCUUCACACUGGUCCAAGAUGGUUAUCUCUUGCCUAGACAACUGUAGUAGCUUCCAAUUGGCUCACCUGCAUCCCCUUUCUUGCAAAUGUAAAUUUCUAUCACAGACUUUAACACAGCUGUAAGUGUUCUGGCAUCUUACCUGUUCAGCCUCUUGUUAACACUCUGAGCUCCCAUAGUGGACACCUUACAAGCCUUAAAGCACUCAACUCUUGUCUAAAUCAGGGCACUUAGUGGGCAAAGCAACUACAACUGCUGUAAAAGUAGACUUACGGUCAUAUCCUUUUUCUAGCCCUAGGGCUCUGCAUACGCCAUUCCCCCAACUUUGCCUUGCAAAAGUGCUACCUACCCUUUAGUCACAAGUCUGCACUCUUAGGUUUCCCUGAUUUGGUCAAAUCCUAUCAUGCAUGGGAUUUGUCUCACAAAGGCAGUUUUACAUUUGUGAUGACAUCUCCAACUGUAAGCUUCCAGAGGGAGCAACCGUGUCUCGCUCACCAUUGUGUCCCCAGGUCCUGGUACAGUGCUUUCAAUAAAUUUUUUCAAUGCCUAAA
Equus caballus (horse) is the source of this 4809-nucleotide messenger RNA. It is a transcript of the gene EPB41L4A, whose product is annotated as erythrocyte membrane protein band 4.1 like 4A. Gene Ontology annotation, cellular component: cytoskeleton. Gene Ontology annotation, molecular function: cytoskeletal protein binding. NCBI's taxonomy places the organism in Eukaryota, Metazoa, Chordata, Mammalia, Perissodactyla, Equidae. The record is from RefSeq and is a predicted model, not a curated record.